Molecule: messenger RNA, 1649 nt
Organism: Thamnophis elegans (Western terrestrial garter snake)
Lineage: Eukaryota; Metazoa; Chordata; Lepidosauria; Squamata; Natricidae
Product: urokinase plasminogen activator surface receptor-like
Exons: 7
Coding region: 168-1067 (299 amino acids)
Source: RefSeq, a predicted model, not a curated record
GGGGGAAGUCAAGGUUCUAUUGCUUGUGAUGGCACAAGGAUUCCAAGCUAGGCCCUCACUUGACUCCUCCUUCCAGGUUGGCUGACAGUUUCCCAACAGUUAUUGCCAUUUAUCUAUUGUUUUCUUUCUCUGUAGUGAGUGGCCUGCGAUGCUACCAGUGUGUGGGGAUGUUCCAUGAGUGUGUCCAAUCAGAGCAAUUGUGUACGCCAAGGGAUCGGUCCUGCUUCUCAUCUACCAUCAAACUUUUCUAUACAAACAACUAUACAGGAGUAUUUUUGCUUCCAGAUUUAGAAAUCGCCGAGUACGUGAUGAAAGGCUGCUCAGGGGAAGGCGUAUCUAAUCGCACCGCUAACAUCUAUUCUGAGGAUGACCAUGAAGUACACAACACGUAUUACUGUGACUCUAAUCUCUGCAACAUCCGGUUCACAGGUGCUCCAGCCAGCACUACUCAGGAGGCUAAUGGCAUGGAGUGCUACAGCUGUUUUGAUCGUGGCACGGGGGACUGUGCUCAAGGGAAUGCUACUCGGGUCAAGUGCCUGGGAGAUAUGAAUCAGUGCAUGGAUUUUACUGUGAUCAAUGGCGCCUGGAAAAUGACGUACCGGACGUGUGCCCUGGAGACCUUGUGCCGCCGGCAGUAUAUGCUGCCAGAACUCUCAGGGAGACUGGAGAUCAGCUGCUGUUCUACCCCUCUCUGUAACGAUGGACGACCUGGCCUUAAAAGCAUCUGCAGCCAUUUCUCAGAACAAGGAGUCAAGAAGAAGCCCGAGAAUGGCUUGGAAUGUGCCAGUUGUUGCGAUUCAGGCCAAGGUGAAUGUGCCCAUGGAAACUGGACUCAUGUCAAGUGUGUUGGGGAGCAGACCAAGUGUGUGAAUGUCACAGAGAAAGGCCAUACGUUGAUGCGUGGCUGCAGCUUGGAGAAGCUUUGUUGGGAGAAACCACAGUUGCUGGGCCUGGACCGAAACUCUUCUAUCAACUGCUGCUCCAACUCGCUCUGCAACAGAAGUUUGGCCCCAACUGGAGAUGCCUCCUUGGUCCUUCUCCUCCUGCUGUUCUGGCUUCUCCAGUAAAAGUCUGGAGCGCCCAAAUUUCAAGGAAGCCAAAGAAAACUGGAAAACAGAGAGCCCAGUGUCCCAAGGCCACACACCGUCCCUCUUGCCUCGCAGCAUCCAAUGUGACAAGGGUUGCACCUAAGGCGGUUUUAAUUGCUCCAGCCUACAUGACUGCACUCUUAAUGUUCUCUCUCCACUGUCUUUAAGUAGGAACCUUGAAAGAAACAGGUUUAGUGACCUACUCAAGAAAGAGGGUUGUGUUUAUAAGCCAAGGGGAGGGUGGCAUUGGGGCAGAAGUUACAGUCCUGGAAUAUUUUCAGUCUCUCCCUGCCUUGCAGCUUCUCAAGGCUAACUCCUGCCAAGGGACGCUAACAUCUCAGCUUCCUUUCCUUGACCGGGUGAAAAAAAAGCCCCUUGCAUCAGCUGCAGGGUAUCCAUGGCACCAUGGAUAUUAGUUAUGCAAGGUUUUUGAGUUGGCUCACAUGCAGUGGUGCGGUGGCCUACAGGUGGCGCUCUUGCCUCACGAUCGGCAGGCUGCGGAGUUUGAUCCUAGGGUGGAGGCAGAUAUUUCUCUCUCUGGAUCAGAGGUUGGUUCCUACC